GUUGUAAUUUGUUCGUACAUAUACAGUUGUCACGAUGUUAGUUCUUGCUGUUGGUUUCCCCAAAACGGGAACAAAAUCUCUUGGAGUUGCUUUAGCGAAGCUUGGCUAUAAGACGUACGACUACGACAAAACUUUGUACUAUCUUGGAAAGGAAUGGAUGAAAAUUGUCGAACAUGGUGGAACAAAAGAUGAUUUUUAUAAGAUGUACAAGGACGUGGAUGCGAGUGUUGAUGGACCAACGUCGCAUUUUUGGCACGAGAUACUGGAAGCCUUCCCUGAUACAAAGAUUAUAUUUAUGGUGAAAGACAGCGAAGAAAAUUGGUGGAAAAGUUUUGAAAAAACAUGCAAGAGAAUGCAACGGAAUUAUUUAUUCCGUCUAUUCACAUUCUUGUCUCCAACGGCGAAUGCAUUCCGUCAUCAGCUUCAGUGUGUAUCUCGUGUGACACUUGGAACUCAGAAUGAAUCGUUUUUCAAAGUAUUUGCAGAUGUCAAUCCAACUAUAGCUAAACAGCGAUACCGAAACCACAACGCUAAUGUACUCAUGAACGCUCCGAAAGAUCAACUUCUUGAGUUUCAUCCUCGAGAAGGUUGGGAGAAAUUGUGCAAAUUUCUCAACAAACCGAUACCAGAUGUCGCAUUCCCACACAAAAACAAGAAUGGUGAAGCUUUGGAAGAUUUUAUGGAAGAAAGUCCUGUUUUUCGAAGAAUUAAAAUGGAGGUCAAAAUCACAACUUCACUCAUAUUUGUUCUGAUAUCUCUCGUGGCGUAUUAUGUGUUCACUUUAUUAUAAUCAUUCACAGUGAAGUUGCAAAUCGUUGCAAAUAAUUAUGUUUCUCUUCAUUUUAUUAUACAUGAUUUGAAUGUUUUUUAAACGGAAUUUACUUUAUCAUGUAGCCUUACAUUUUUCUGCGAACUGAGUUAGUACCAAUCAAUAAAUAUUAUUGUUCGUUCGUGCAAACACCUGCUAAAAAUUUGCCGUAUGUUGAAAUAUCUGACUCUUCUACCACAUAACAAGACAAAUAAAGGAUCAAUAAUGUUUUGUGGUUAUAGUCGUCAUAUAAAAUCAGAACCGUUGCUGAUUAUUUCAUUUUUAAUAGGCCAGCUAAUUGGAUGUUUGGAAAUUU
Molecule: messenger RNA, 1124 nt
Organism: Styela clava
Lineage: Eukaryota; Metazoa; Chordata; Ascidiacea; Stolidobranchia; Styelidae
Source: RefSeq, a predicted model, not a curated record